AUGACACACCAGCAUCGUUGUGACGUCAUUGUGUGUCACUCGAACCCGAUCCAGGUGCUGGCGGAGGAACCCCUGGAGCUGUGGGAUUUCGGGGCCACGCCCUCGGCCAGCCAAGGCGGCCGCGGCUCGGGGGCUCUGUCUGCCCAUGGACGGUCGCUCAUGGACGGCGGCGCCGGCGGCGGCGGCGGUGGCGGAGGCAAAGGGGAUGAUAGCAUGGAAUUUGAGGAUGACGCAGCGUCGUGGCUGGCGACUGCAGGCGGCGCCGGCCGUCAAGGGGCUGCCGCUGCGGCUGCCGCUGCC
This is a messenger RNA of Monoraphidium neglectum, 300 nucleotides long. RefSeq lists its product as hypothetical. The annotation marks the transcript as partial. The record is from RefSeq and is a predicted model, not a curated record. The transcript has a single exon. Lineage: Eukaryota; Viridiplantae; Chlorophyta; Chlorophyceae; Sphaeropleales; Selenastraceae.